AUGUCAAAUUGGGAAGUUAGCAUACAAGAAUCGGGAAUCACAGAUACGAUGAAAAUGGAUAUUCUGAAUACAAUACGAACGUUAAUCGAUCUACAUGGUUCAUCAAACAAGGAGAAAAUUUGUGAAGAGAUCAAAUUUUGGCUGAAUGAAACUUAUGGGAAAAAGUGGGUUGUCAUAAUUGCUGAUUCGAACUCUCAUUCAUCGAAUUUUUCUUAUUUUGACGAUAAACUUCUCGUGUUAGACGACAAUGACUUGAAAUGGCAGAUUGUACUUUUCCAACAAGUUCCGUGA
This is a messenger RNA of Adineta ricciae, 291 nucleotides long. Lineage: Eukaryota; Metazoa; Rotifera; Eurotatoria; Adinetida; Adinetidae. The record is from the annotation of a GenBank genome assembly.